Molecule: messenger RNA, 1607 nt
Organism: Puntigrus tetrazona (Sumatra barb)
Lineage: Eukaryota; Metazoa; Chordata; Actinopteri; Cypriniformes; Cyprinidae
Product: sphingomyelin synthase-related protein 1
Exons: 2
Coding region: 39-482 (147 amino acids)
Biological process (GO): ceramide biosynthetic process
Cellular component (GO): endoplasmic reticulum membrane; Golgi membrane
Molecular function (GO): sphingomyelin synthase activity; ceramide cholinephosphotransferase activity
Source: RefSeq, a predicted model, not a curated record
UGUGUGUGUGUGUGUGUGUGUGUCAGAUAUACGGUGACAUGUGGGCGAAGCUGCAGCGCGCCGUGGCCAUAUGGAGUGGUUUCGGCAUGACGCUGACCGGAGUGCAGACGUGUGGAGAUUACAUGUUCAGUGGACACACCGUGGUCCUCACCAUGCUCAACUUCUUCGUCACGGAGUACACGCCGCGCAGCUGGAACUUCAUCCACACGCUCUCCUGGGUGCUCAACCUGUUCGGUAUCUUCUUCAUCCUGGCGGCGCACGAGCACUACUCCAUCGACGUCUUCAUCGCCUUCUACAUCACCACCAGACUCUUCCUGUACUACCACACGCUGGCCAACACUCGAGCCUAUCAGCAGAGCCGGCGCGCUCGCAUCUGGUUCCCCAUGUUCUCCUUCUUCGAGUGCAACGUCAACGGACCCGUUCCGAACGAGUACUGCUGGCCGUUCGCUCGGCCCGCCAUCCUCAGGCGCCUCAUCGGCUGACCCCCGACGAACGCGGCUGAUCCCGCCGAUGCCAUGAUGUAGAGGAGGCCAAAAGCUCUCGAGCGGAGGCGGACCGCCAAGUGUUUUUACUCCGCUUUUUAAAAGUGUCUGUACUUUUAUCGGUGUUUCUUUACUUCACAACAUUUAAAACAUUUAACAUAUAAGAAAAAGCAAUUUGCAAAAACCGAUAAAUUUGCAAAAACCGAUAAAUUUGCAAAAACCGAUAAAUUUGCAAAAAAAACCCCCCGAUAAAUUUGCUUAAAAAUGAGGGAAAAGAUCUGUUUAUUGUGUGUCACGUCCAUACGAUUUAUGAUCACAACAACAACGAUCUUUGUCAGGCGUCUAUGUCGUAUAUGAGGAGAUUACAAAGAUUAAACCAGUUAUCUGCUUUUGCUAUUUUGCUAUAAAACUAACUUUAAAUAUGAAAAAAAAAAUAGUGAGCUUUAACCUUUAUUUAUGUAUUGAAUUUAGUUAUUAUUACUAAAUCUAAACAACCCAAAUGCAGUUUGAUUGAUAUUACUCGGAAUGUGCAAUAAAAUGUGAUAAUAUAAAAUAAUAAUAAAAUAAAAAUUGAGUUAUCGGUUUUUGCAAAUAAACUCACUUUUUAGUGCACUACGUCUCAUCUCAAAUGCUUUAAAUUAGUAAAAGUGAUUCAAACAUUUAGUACUGCAUUUUUAAUGUUCUUAAGCGUUUGAGGUAAAAAAUAGUUUUAUUUGUGAAAUAUAAUGCAGUAGAAAUAUGUUAUGUUUUGGCAUGUAGUAAAGUAACAUUUUUCCAAAGAAAAACACUGAUAAAGUACAGAUACUUUUACAUUUACCGGAGUAAAGUUAAAAUACUUCAGUGCUGUCCGCCUCUGCUCUCGAUGAACACGCACACACACACGCGCACACACACACACACACACACACACACACACACACACACAGGUUUCCUCCGGUAGCUGUUGUCUUUAAAGGGAUUUCUGUGUGUGUCUGGCUUAUUUGUAUUUCACGUCGGAAACUAAAACUACUAAACUGGAGCUAUGAAAGUCUUGCUCUUCCCGUUGACUGGGAAACCUCUUAAAUGGUUUGCAUGACAGUCAGUAUUCGUUUCAUCUAGUUUCAUAAAAAUCCUGUAGAUACUUGA